Molecule: messenger RNA, 1002 nt
Organism: Orbilia oligospora ATCC 24927
Lineage: Eukaryota; Fungi; Ascomycota; Orbiliomycetes; Orbiliales; Orbiliaceae
Exons: 4
Coding region: 1-1002 (333 amino acids)
Molecular function (GO): RNA binding
Source: RefSeq, a predicted model, not a curated record
AUGGACUACGAAACUGACUCCCGUGGAGGUUAUGGCGAUUCUCGCGAUAACUAUGAUCGGGAUCGCUCUGGUUCGCCCCGAACUCGCAGCCCCGACAAUAACACUCGUAUGAGGAGCCGAAGUGCUUCUCCAGGAGGUCGUGCUGAUGCUCGUCCCGAUCCGUCUGACACGACUGACCGUCGCGACAAGGACGCAUCACCGGAAAAGGACGGCUCCAGAAAUACUGGUACUAACCUUUUUGUUACCGGCAUCCACCCUCGUCUUACCGAAGAAGAUGUAACCCGUCUUUUUGGCAAAUAUGGUGAAAUCAUCAAGUGCAACAUCAUGGUUGACCCUCACACUAAGGAGUCCCGUGGUUUCGGAUUCGUCAACUUUGCGCAGUCCGACCAAGCCGAUGCUGCUAAGGAUGCCCUCCAAGGAGAGGUCUACGAAGGCAGGACUUUGAGUAUCGAAAAGGCUCGUAGAAGUCGUCCUCGCACUCCUACUCCUGGAAAAUACUUCGGUCCUCCCAAGCGUGACGACUUCCGACGUGGGCCUCCAUCUUACUCUGGUCGUCCAUACGGUGGAUCACGCGGUGGUGGCAGCUACCCACCUCGAGGUUAUGAGGAAGACCGUUAUUAUCGCGGCGGCGGCGGUCGCUACGAAUCUCGAUACGACGACCGCUAUUACGGCAGCCGUCGUGAGCACGGAGAUGAUUAUGGCCGUGGCGGCAUUGACAGAUAUGCCAGUGGACGUGAAGAAAGGUAUAGUGGUGGCGGCCGAGAGGAACGUCGCGGUGGCGGUGGCGGAGGUGGUGGUGGUUACUAUGAUCGUGAAGGUGGUCGCCCUCCAUAUGAAGGUGGUCGUCCUCGUGAUGGGGCCGCGGCUGGAGGUGAAGACCGUUACAACAAUGCCGCCGCUGAACCCGCCAGUGGGCGUGGCGGAGCAGAGCGCACCGGUGGUGGUGGUGGUGGUGGUGACCGCGGAUAUUAUGACCGCGAAGAGAGGUAUAGCAGACGCUAA